Thermothelomyces thermophilus ATCC 42464 is the source of this 1203-nucleotide messenger RNA. RefSeq lists its product as uncharacterized. NCBI's taxonomy places the organism in Eukaryota, Fungi, Ascomycota, Sordariomycetes, Sordariales, Chaetomiaceae. The record is from RefSeq and is a predicted model, not a curated record. The coding region runs from base 130 to 1086 and encodes 318 amino acids. Gene Ontology annotation, cellular component: mitochondrion. The transcript is spliced from 5 exons.
CGGGAGAAUAUUAGCAAAGUUGCAGCAGAACGGUGCCAUCGAUACAACUGGCCUGCCGAUUGCCUUGGUUGAGAAGCUGCCGGUGUAGGUUGGAGGUUUCGGGAGACGCGUUCACAAUAACAGACGGCAAUGGUUGGUCUCUUAGCGCCCGCAUCCGCUCUCCGGCAGGUCUGCUCCGGAUGCGCCCGCCGAGUCCGCCUGCCGGGCCCGGCUUUGGCUCGGACGCCGGGGAGGAUGCUGGCAGCCUCGUACUCGCAAGUCUCUACAGUGCCUCUCGCAUACGAGCUGCACGAGCCGGCCAAGCCCGUGGCUGAUAAGCAGACAUCGCCCAUCAUUUUCAUGCACGGUUUGUUUGGGUCCAAGAAGAACAACCGGACCAUGAGUAAAGUCUUGGCGCGCGACUUAGGGCGGCACGUUUAUACAUUGGAUCUCCGCAACCACGGUGACUCGCCGCACGACCCGAAGCAUGACUACACCGUCAUGGCCGCCGACGUGGCCGAGUUCAUCCGCAAGCACGGUCUGAAAGAGCCGACCCUCAUCGGCCACUCAAUGGGUGCCAAGACGGCCAUGGUUCUCGCCCUGAACCAGCCAGACCUCGUCGCCAACCUCGUCGCCGUGGACAACGCCCCCGUCGACGCCCGCCUCUCGUCCGAGUUCCCCCGCUACAUCCAGGGGAUGAGGAAGAUCGACGAGGCCAAGACGACGCGCCAGGCCGAGGCCGACGAGAUCCUCAAGCCCUACGCCCCCUCGCCGACGAUCCGCCAGUUCCUGCUCGGCAACCUGCACCGGCCCUCGCCCGGCGACAGGACGCAAAGGUUCCGCCUCCCGCUCUCCACCCUCGCCCGCGCCCUCGACCACCUCGGCGACUUCCCCUACAAGGACCCGGCCGAGGCCCGCUUCGUCAAGCCCGCCCUCUUCGUCCGCGGCACCCAGAGCAAGUACGUGCCCGACGACGUCAUCCCCCUCAUCGGCCAGUUCUUCCCCCUGUUCGAGCUCGUCGACGUCGACGCCGGCCACUGGGUCAUUUCGGAGAAGCCCGAGGCUUUCAGGGAGGCCGUGCUUCGGUUCUUGGAGCCCAAAGAGUAGGGUGGAACAGGGGAGGAUGAAGGGAAGGAAGGAGGGUUGGGAAGACCGCUUACCGUGAUAUCGUUGUGCGGUAGUACUCUGUGUAUGCAUUAUACCCCUAGACACAUGACGAAGCGU